Messenger RNA from Ostertagia ostertagi, 2553 nucleotides. Lineage: Eukaryota; Metazoa; Nematoda; Chromadorea; Rhabditida; Trichostrongylidae. The record is from the annotation of a GenBank genome assembly.
AUGGAAAGCCUCAGGGCUUCCGCUCUCCUUCUCGCUGGCCUGAUCCUAGGAAGUAAAGUCCACUCCACUAGCGGAUUAUGUACGAGAAGUUUCUUUGCUCAACCUGUCAUUUACGAUAAAGCUAUGGGAAUCGAUUUUUACUUUACUGGAAUCAAUGUGCCAUCGGUAAGCGCAUGUGCUGAUUUUUGUGGUGCGAGAAAAUUCUGUCGAACGGCAAUCUUCAAUUCGUACACGAAAACAUGUGCGAUUUCUUACGAGUACACGCUAAAUUGCAGGUACAACAAGAACCGAUACACCGAUUUCGAUUUACGCUCAAGCUCCAGUCAUCUGAUACAAGUUGCGUGUGUGGCAAAAUGUAGUGAAGAUUAUGCACCACUCAUGCCGCUACGUAGACAACCUCAAGUUGUGGCAGAAAAUUCGUCUAAUGGAAGUGCACGACAGAAAGUGGAACUCAUCACAGGAGAUCCUCACGACGGCAGUAAGCGUGAACGGUUCUUACCUGAAGAACAGACGCGGGCUAUCGAGACUACGACCACCAAAGGUCAACAAGCCAUCACCACUAACGUUAACAAUUCAGCUCUUCCAGCUGUGGAUGAGGUGAAAAAGCAGGCUACAAGACGCGGUCCAUCUCAGGUCUGUUUCCGAACGAUUGAGAGGCGAUACCUACUGGGUGGCUCGUUUGAGCAGCAUACCACGUCGUCCAUUGAUGAAUGCAGGUGCCUCUGCGCGGAUACAUUUUCCGCACUACGUCUACAUCGAUGCCAAUCACUUCAGUGGUAUCCUAGUGGAAAGUGCGUUCUAAACAAAGGCUCUCAUCUUGGAAGAUAUGACCUGAUCGAGGAUCGAAACGCAAUUUACCAGUACAUCAACUGUGACAUACAAGUGCUUCUUGACAUAGCAUCGAGAGUCUGCAAGGCAGCGAACACUUCCAAUACAGUCACAGGAACUUCUGCCCGAGCUCGAACGACAAGCACAACAGAGAAACCAUCGUACAAAAGACCAGUAAAUCGUGAACAGAGCACAGAAGUACCAACUGCAACAUGGAAGUUUUUGACCACCCCGUCCGCUACAAGUCCAUCUACUACGACAGCGUCAACAGAGCAGACAUCUACUGAGGAGAGCACUUCAACAGAGCUAACAACAACAACAGUGGAAAUUACGGAAUCUCCUACACCAGAACCCACGGAAGUUUCAAGAGUGACCGAAACUACUACGACUACUACGGAAGCGAUUGAGGAGGUGCAAACUACAGAGGGAAGGGAGGUCGAGAGUUCGACUUCGGUGGUGCCUCAGGAAACCAACCAACGUAAUGCAACUGAACUUUCCCCUCUCAAGAUUGUUAACAGCGGUUGCUUUGAGGAAAUCCGCGGCUACAUGAUGACUAAUGUUGCCGGUGGUCUCGAACAUGAUGUAUCCAUGGACGAGUGCAAAUGUUUCUGUGCGAACAGCAAAACUUCUCGACGGUAUUCAUUUGAAUGUCUCUCUGCGACUUACUAUCACGAAGAGCGUGAUUGUAUUCUAAAUCUGGACAAUCGACAUCGAAAUCCACAACUUCUGGAACAGCAAAGCAGCGACUACUCUGUGACAUAUUUGGGCAUGACAUGCGGAAAAGAAGAGACAAGUGCAUCGUUGACUAAAGCGUCAUUCACAGCUAACUGCCAGCGUGUCACUCCAACAACGACGACGACACCAGCACCAAAAAAGCGGAAGAUGGGAGUGAACUCUGACAAAUGCUUCCUGGAACUGUCAGAUUUCGUUUUGGAAGGAACAGCUCUCGCAAUUGAGACCAUGAUCAGUCAUCAGGAAUGCAAAUGUCGCUGCUUAAAUGGAGAAGAGAGAUAUGGUGAAGCAUGUCAGUCUUUCCAGUACUACUUCGAUAGUAGCACUUGCUUAAUCAACAAACAGAACAGAUUUUCGAAUUCGGAGAAUUUCAAUUUUGUACCAAGCUCGCAGAAGCGCAGUUAUUUCGAACAUAGAUGUGCAACACGAGACGAUGUCCGCCUGAAAUAUUUGGACGAUUUCUGCUCCGGUGACUCAGUCGAGGCGCAAAACAACACGGCCGAUACUGGCAGUAAAUCUAAAAAGAGUCAACAAGAAACGGAAAAAUCCCAGCGAGGUCCCGACUCCAUGCACGAAGUAGGAACAAAGGAGACCACUACGACGCCGAGUUUGAAGUCCAAGGAUACCGACAACGAAAAAAUUGAUCAACCAAAUGCUUCAAAAGAGGUGGUUUCCAUUUUUCAACACUCAGGUUCCGACAUCUUCAGACAUGAGAAAAAACCAGGAAAAGUCGUUAUGGUUCUGCCGAUGAUACCAAUGGUCUAUAACAGAACAGAACCGCCGCCACCUAAAUGGAAUUCAGACAACCGAACUAGUGGCGGAUAUGGUGGUUAUCAUAAGGUUGAACCGAAAGUGGAAAAGCAUUUUAUGAUUCCUGAGGCGGAAAGUGAAGAAGACGGUAAUGCGCCAAGAACGCAACCGACUACUGUAGCAACCACAACAACCACUGAACGGCCAAAAAUAAAGCGAUAUGUCGUGGUAAGCUUUUAUUGA